Messenger RNA from Haemonchus placei, 1062 nucleotides. The record is from the annotation of a GenBank genome assembly. NCBI's taxonomy places the organism in Eukaryota, Metazoa, Nematoda, Chromadorea, Rhabditida, Trichostrongylidae.
AUGCCUUCUUCUACUGACAUUUCGAGCUGGAGGGGAUGUUCGAGAAGGAGACGUCGACGAUCCCAUUCAGUAUCCACACCAGCCCAAGUUUCCGGUGGGCAGCUCUUCUUUGAAUUCGAUGCUCCUGAGGCAUUCAUCUCCCCACAGCUUUUCGCUGUGAAUCCACGAGGAGACAUGAUUUACUCGGUGAAAAUCGAUAUGAGGCUAUCACUGGAUCCAGAUACGCAAGAAGUCGUCGUAGCGCUUGGGGAACGGCUGAUCUGUCGAUGUUCCAUUCGUACCGGCAAGAGCUUCAACUAUGAGAUAGACAAUGACAUAUCAGCUAACGAUUUACGAGAAGCUAGCGACUUCUACUUACUGAGCGAUAAUAUCGCCGUUUUAAUCACAUACAACCCAGAAAACUAUCAUCUCUCACAGUACGUACUCGUUAUGAACGAAACAACCGAGAAAGCCCUACUCACUGUGAAGAGGACAGUUACACUGCCGGCACUCAGUUCCGAUCUCAGCAUUGGUAUGGGCCUCCUUGACGAGGGCUUUGUGUUGGCCGCAGGACAUGCUGGACCUGAUGGAGAAAAUCAACAAGUGGUAGGACAUUUGAUAGCUGCAGAUCCACUGAAAGCUUCCCUUCUCCCUAACAAGGACAUCACUCCCAUGAUAAGACAAUUCGAACGCUUCCUGAGAAAACAUGAUCCCGACUUGCAAGUUUUUCCUUCUGGGAUACUUGCAGAAAGAAAUGGAUUGACGUUCCUGCUCAAGAGCAAGCUGGUCACGUUGAUACUGAGAUUCGUGCUGUGGAUGCGACGAAUUGAUCAUGGCAUCUCGUUGUAUCUGUACAUGAAGUUUUUGCGGUGGAUUUUCGGACCUUCAAUGAUUCCUACCACAGCACCCCCGCCAGCGUUCAGUAUGUACGGUCUGGACAUGAAAUCGCGAAAGUUCAGAAGAGUUCCCAUUGAGCCGAAAAUGUUCACGAUGGAGAAUACGUUCGUCAGUUAUCCGUUAGCCAUCGACUGCGAUCGAACCGGAGGGGUUAUUACCACUGAGCUCGGAUCAUCACUAAAGUAA